AUGGCCCUGCGCAUCGGGAACACUAUUCGUGGAAGAAAAUACUCAUAUCGUCUGAUUGAAAAGCUUGGCGACAAGACGAUCUUCAGCCCUGUUUUCAAGGCCGAGCUCUUGCCUGGCGUUCAAUAUCUUCUUCCAAAGAGUCUAUGGCACGUCUAA
Messenger RNA from Glarea lozoyensis ATCC 20868, 156 nucleotides. RefSeq lists its product as uncharacterized. Bases 1 to 156 code for a protein of 51 amino acids. The transcript has a single exon. The record is from RefSeq and is a predicted model, not a curated record. Lineage: Eukaryota; Fungi; Ascomycota; Leotiomycetes; Helotiales; Helotiaceae.